AUGUCCGCCAUGCCCGCCGAUACGGGCGGUCUGCCCUCGAUUCAGCCCGCGCACCUUGUCUGCGCGAAUAAGGCAUGCAAGAAGGCCAAGGAUGGCAGCGCAUCUGCCGCCAAGGCUGUCAUGGCCUGUGGUAGAUGUGAGCUCGUUGCUUACUGCUGCAUAGAGUGCAAGGAGAAAAAUGCCGAAGAGCACAAGAAGGAUUGCGAGUCCGACCUCCUCAAGGCAGACUGGAGGCCCGUCUGGAUCCGGCAGCAUCGAAUGCCCACCUUCUUGUCCGACGAGGGUCCCAAGAUGGAGUAUUUUGGCACCUUCAAAUACCUCUGGGGCAACAUCCCGGCCGUCGACAUUGUUAAGCUUCGAGAGAACGAAGGAGUCAGAUUCGAAAGAAAUCUCGACCUGCUCCUUCCCGCUUCCGGUGACCUGCGCAACGUCAUCAUGUCCAUUGGCAAGCUGCCGCAGGAGUACAAGCACGACGUCUCGGUCGUACUCAAUGACAAGGAGUUUGAUGUCGUUGCCCGCAACGUUAUUUUGCUGCUCAUUUUUGCCACCGUCCAGGACGCCGACACGGCCGCCGACUGCGUCCUUCACGUCUUUUACUCGGCAUUCUUGACCAAGUCCCACAUGGAUAUCCUCACCAUCAUGUUGCGGCCUCUUGUCCAGGACGUGUGCACCAAGACAGAGGGCAAAGACCAGGAAGCUCUGCUGGCAAAGACUUGGACACUCAAGGACGGCGUCCAGAUGCGUGUUGUGCUAUCGAGGCGCCAGUGGCUCCGCCUCCUCGCAAUGACCGAGGCGCCCAAGAAGAUCAAGAUCGGAAAGGCUAAGGCGACUCGUGACAAGGUCGUCAACGCCCGAGCCCGCGAGGACUACCGGGAUCGCCACAUGCUCUGCCAGAUUCCCCACAUGCGCAUAGGCUCGAAUAAGUUCUAUGCGGACGGCAUGCUCCUCCCAUUCGGAACACCUCGAGCCGACUUUACCAUGCCCAACCCGUAA
Molecule: messenger RNA, 993 nt
Organism: Gaeumannomyces tritici R3-111a-1
Lineage: Eukaryota; Fungi; Ascomycota; Sordariomycetes; Magnaporthales; Magnaporthaceae
Exons: 3
Coding region: 1-993 (330 amino acids)
Source: RefSeq, a predicted model, not a curated record